This is a messenger RNA of Lotus japonicus, 1533 nucleotides long. RefSeq names its product protein mak16. Gene Ontology annotation, biological process: maturation of LSU-rRNA; maturation of 5.8S rRNA. The record is from RefSeq and is a predicted model, not a curated record. Gene Ontology annotation, cellular component: preribosome, large subunit precursor; nucleolus. The coding region runs from base 307 to 1197 and encodes 296 amino acids. Lineage: Eukaryota; Viridiplantae; Streptophyta; Magnoliopsida; Fabales; Fabaceae. The transcript has 11 exons.
GAACCCUUUUGCCUCACUUCCUAGAAGGCAGCUUACGCCUCUCCUUCUCCCUGCUCUCUCAAGUCCCCACCGCCGCUAUCUCCGCCUCUCUCCGGCGAGCUCGUCCUGUUUUCCUCUUCUCUCUGCGUUCUGCGCUCUGCUUCUGUUCUGCUAUCAGGUUCUUUCUACAUUUGAGGAACUGAUAAAACAGUGUGAACUCUGUCCAAAUUUCAAUAGAAUAAGAAGGUGUUUCAGACUGCACUGGUGAAGCUGACGCUCCCUUAAACCACAACACAGAAGUAGGACCUUAAAAAACUUGCUUCAAAGAUGCAGCACGAUGAGGUUAUAUGGCAAGUUAUCAGGCACAACCAUUGCAGUUACAUGGCCAAAAUUCCGACGGUGAUUUUAUGUAGAAACCCUUACAACGUCACUGGACUCUGUAACCGAAGCUCCUGCCCUUUAGCUAAUAGUCGUUACGCCACCAUUCGAGAUGACAAUGGAGUGUUUUAUCUUUACAUGAAAACUAUAGAAAGAGCUCAUAUGCCAAAGGAUUUGUGGGAAAGAGUUAAGCUGCCUAGGAAUUAUGAGAAGGCGCUUGAAGUCAUUGACAAACAUCUGAUGUAUUGGCCCAAGCUUCUUAUACACAAGAUCAAACAACGUUUGACCAAAAUGACCCAAUACCGGAUACGUAUGAGGAAACUUGCUUUGAAGACAAGGGAGAAAAUAAAGACACUUCCAAGGAAGGAGCAAAAGAGAGAAGCUAGAAGAGAAGCAAAGGCUGAAAUAGCAGCUGUGUUAGAUAAGGCUAUUAAAAAAGAGCUGGUAGAACGCCUUCAAAAACAAGUUUAUGGUAUUGUGAACAUCCGUGAAGAAGUUAUUAAAGAAAUUAUUGCUGAUGCUCAGCAAAUUCAACCUGAGGAUGAAGAGGAUCAUCCAGUAGAAUUUGUUGAAGGUUAUGAAUCUGGAGAGGAAGAUGACAUAGAAGAUUUUGAUGGUUUUGAGUCUCAGGGCGGUGAUGGUGAUGAGAAUGAAAAUGCUGGAAGCACUGAUGAUGAGGAGGCAGAAGCACUUGAUCAAAGGAGAGCAAGAAGGAAAAUGACUUUAGCUUCAAAGAGACAUGAAAAGGACAUCCUUGAUUCUAAAUCAAAGAAGAAGGCAAGGGUCCUUGUUGAGGUGGAGCAUGAGGAUGCUGAUGAAAGACAAAGAUUGGUGAUGUAGUUGCAGUUCACAUUGGUUAUUGAUAGGAGAAAAUCUGGUAUAUGAGAAUGGAGUUUUAAUUUUUAAUUCUUCUAAUUAGUUUGCACUUCAGGGUGGGGCACUGAAUUUUUUUUCCGCACUGGAUUCUAAAUUAUAGACAUUUUAUUUUUCCUUCAGAUUUUUCAGUUUGUUAUAAAGAAAAUCUGUGUUGGCAAUUGUCAUGUGUAAGUUUGUUGGAUAAAGCGAACAUCUCAAUCCUACAUCCACUGAGGAUGUUACUUUUCAAAUUUUGUAUUACGUGGAUCUUCACGAUUUUGGUUGAAAGAGAUUACAUGAUUUUCCAACAAAUUUUAUUUA